CAUUCAUAUUUCAGGCAGCGUCUGUAUAAAUAGCGCGUGCAGCAAUGCUAUAUACAUCGCUGAAUGCGCCGCGCGUACAGACCUAGCUUUGCCUGGCAGUUUGUUUUAUCCACACAUGUAUGCACUUACGUGGAGCAUAUGUCUGCCGCUACCGUACUGGCGUGCCAUCUUUACUGAUAUCCAGAUCAAAGUAACAUCGGCAGCGUACGCAUAGAAAUGGCAGAGGAGGACUUGCAAAGGUUUCCUUCUAUGAUGGACGCACUGGUUCGUAUUAGUUCCAACAUGAAGAGUAUGGAGCAUGAGCUGCAGUGUCCUGUGUGUAAGGAAAUGGUGAAGCAACCCAUCGUUCUGCCCUGCCAGCACAGCGUCUGCCUGCUUUGCGCCUCUGAGGUCCUGGUCCAAAAUGGCUACCCUCCCCCUGACCUGCCCCCUGAGCCCAACUCGCCCGCCUCCACCCCCAACACCCGCUCGCCACGGCAGGCACGCCGGCCCGCGCCCAAAGCCGACCGCAUUGACCGCAUUCUCCGCGCAGGAUUUGGGACAUAUCCAGGACGGAGGCGCAAGGAGGCCCCUCCUCCUGUUGUGUUGUUCCCCUGCCCGCCUUGUCAGAAGGAGGUGGAGCUGGGUGAGAGGGGACUGGCUGACUGCCUGCGAAAUCUGACCCUGGAGCGUAUUGUGGAAAGGUACAGACACACAGUGAGUCUGGGCACUGUGGCGGUCAUGUGCCAGUUCUGCAAGCCACCUCAGUCGCUGGAGGCCACCAAGGGCUGUGCCGACUGCCGGGCCAGCUUCUGUAACGAGUGCUUCAAGCUGUACCACCCCUGGGGGACCCCCCGCGCCCAGCACGAGCACGUCCAGCCCAGCCUCAACUUCAGGCCCAAGGUGUUGACCUGUCCAGAGCAUGACCAGGAGCGCCUCCAGUUCUACUGCAAGUCCUGCCAGCGGCUGCUGUGUCCUCUCUGUAAACUGCGUCGCAUCCAUGCCGGCCACAAGGUCAUGCCCAUCGCCCACGCCUACCAGGCGCUGAAGGACAAGAUUACCAAGGCAAUCAACUAUAUCCUGGCCAAUCAGGACACAGUGCAGGCCCAGAUCACUCAACUGGAGAAUGCCAUUAUGCAGACUGAGGUGAACAGCGGCUCGGCGCAGGAGCAGCUGGGUCAUUGUUUGCGGGAGCUGGGGGCCGCGCUGGCGGAGCGGCAGGCCGCCCUGGCCCAGGCGGUGGAGGGGGCCCGGGUCCGGCGCGGGGAGGCCUUGGCGGCCCAGGUGAUGGAGCGGCAGAGUCUGCUGGAGCACGCUGGCCUCAUGGCCUUCUCCCAGGAGCUGCUCAAAGAGACCGACCCGCCCUGCUUCGUCCAGGCCGCCCGCCUCACCCACAACAGACUGAUGAGGGCCAUUGAGUCUCUGCAGUGUUUCGCACUGGCUGCUGACCCCUCCUUCCGACACUUCCAACUGGACAUCUCCAAAGAGCUCAAGCUCCUCAACAGCAUGGAGUUCAUCCAAGCCCCUUUGGCUCCAGUGAUCGACACCCAGCGCACCCUGGCGUACGACCAGCUCUUCCUGUGCUGGCGCUUGCCGCAGGACUCCGCCCCCGCCUGGCACUUCUCCGUGGAGUUCCGGCGGCGCCGGGGAGGGCCCGGGGGCAUCCGGGGCUUGGUCCGGGGCGGCGGCGGGGGGGGAGGAAUGGGGUCGCUGGGCAGAGGGAGCCGCUGGGGCUGGCAGCGGCUGGAGGAGGUGGGCGGCACCAGCGCGGUGAUCGAGCGGCUGGAGAUGGACACGGUGUACGUACUGCGGGUGCGCGGCUGCAACAAGGCCGGCUUCGGGGAGUACAGCGAGGAGGUGUACCUGCACACCCCGCCCGCGCCGGUACUGAACUUCUACCUGGACUCUCGCUGGGGCCUGCACGCUGACCGGCUGGUGGUCAGUAAGGACCAGCGCUGCGCGCGUAGUGUGCCAGGCCUCUCCCUGCUGCAGGCCGCAGACCGCAUCCUCACCUCCUGCCACCUGACCGCCGACCUGCUGGUGGGCGAUGUGGCCAUCACUCAGGGAAGACACUACUGGGCGUGCUCUGUGGACCCUGGCUCGUACUUGGUGAAGGUGGGAGUGGGUCUGGAAGCUCGGCUCCAGGAGUGGUUUCACCUGCCCCAGGACAUGCCCAGCCCCCGCUAUGACCCAGACAGUGGGCAUGACAGUGGCGCUGAGGACACCCUGGACUCGCUCCCUCCGUUCACCUUUCUCACUGUGGGAAUGGGCAAGAUCUUCCUACCCCAGAUGAUAAAUUCUCACCAUGGCUGCCCCAGCGAUGCCACCAGCCCCCGGGAGCCCCACUCCAACCUCAGCAACGGCCCCCCCUCACCCCCGGGCCUCACCGCUCCCCUGCCCCCCCGACUUGGAGUGUGUCUGGACUUCGAGAAGGGGCGUGUCACAUUCUAUGACGCCCACUCGCUCCGGCCCCUGUGGGAGGGGCCAGUCGAUUGCUCCGCCCCCGUUUGUCCAGCUUUCUGUUUCAUUGGGGGAGGGACGCUGCAGCUGCAGGAGCUGGUGGCCAGUCGGAGCACGGAGUUGCUCCCAGCCAGAAGGGUCACCAUCCAAUCUCGCGUGACCAAUAUGAGCAACUAAGAUGACUGACACUGAAUAAAAGUCAUUGUGCUAUUUUCAUUAGCAGAAUACGUAAAAAUCAGUC
This is a messenger RNA of Megalops cyprinoides (Indo-Pacific tarpon), 2680 nucleotides long. RefSeq names its product tripartite motif-containing protein 46-like. The record is from RefSeq and is a predicted model, not a curated record. Gene Ontology annotation, molecular function: zinc ion binding; protein binding. Bases 217 to 2616 code for a protein of 799 amino acids. NCBI's taxonomy places the organism in Eukaryota, Metazoa, Chordata, Actinopteri, Elopiformes, Megalopidae. The transcript has 12 exons.